AUGGCUCUUACUGCCAAGAAUAAGCUGGCGUUCGUUGAUGGAUCUCUUCCUCAACCUUCGAUUGAAUUUGGGCUGAAUACCAGGCUUGGUAUGUGGAUUGAUCUAAAGGAACGUUUUUCUCAGAAAAACGGACCUAGGGUUUUUCAAUUACAGAGGUCAAUUUCAGUCCUUUCUCAAGGAAAUUCUUAUGUUAGUUCGUAUUUCACUCUUCUGAAGUCACUCUGGGAUGAACUCAGCAAUUAUCAUUCAAUUCCCCCAUGUUCUUGUGGAGGAAUGAAGGUUGUUGCUGAGAAUUAUCAUCAGGAGUAUAUCUAUCAUUUUCUCAUGGGACUUAAUGAGUCCUUUGCGGCUAUUCGAGGUCAAAUUCUACUUAUGGAACCUCUGCCUUCUGUGAAUAAAGUUUUUUCUUUAGUCAUCCAAGAAGAAAAACAACAAGAAAUCUCUGUGAAGUCACAAAUUCUCGGUCAAGAAUCUACUGCUCUUAUGACAAAAUCUACUGCACCUGUUUCUCGUUUCACAAAACAGCCUUACCGCAAAGAGAAGCCCGUCUGGACUCACUGUGGAGUACUAGGUCACACUGCUGAAAAGUGUUACCGCCUGCAUGGCUUUCCACUGGGUUUCAAAUUUACCAAGAAUCUUCGGAAUUCUUCAUCUGCACAUUAUGCAAAUCAUGUCCAGGAGAUGGACAUCAAUUCUUCUCAACAACAUGAUUCUCAUCAGGUUGUGCCUCAGUUGACUAUCACGCCGGAUCAAUGA
Messenger RNA from Alnus glutinosa, 756 nucleotides. RefSeq lists its product as uncharacterized. Lineage: Eukaryota; Viridiplantae; Streptophyta; Magnoliopsida; Fagales; Betulaceae. The record is from RefSeq and is a predicted model, not a curated record. The transcript is spliced from 2 exons. The coding region runs from base 1 to 756 and encodes 251 amino acids.